CAUAUGGGAUAUUAUCUCAGAUCGAGUCAUUAAUCGCUGGUUUUAGGGAACUGAGCAGAACUGCCCGUAAUUCAUUCGAAUUUGAGGAUGGUAAAGGAAACGAAGUUGUACGAUAUUUUGUGUGUGAAUCCGAGCGCCUCGCAAGAUGAAAUAAAGAAGUCCUACCGCAGACUAGCAUUGAAAUUCCAUCCGGAUAAGAAUCCAGGCGCCGGAGAGAAAUUCAAAGACAUAUCGUACGCUUAUGAAGUUCUUUCUGAUUCUACAAAGCGACAGGCGUACGAUGAAGGCGGCGAGGAAGGUCUGAAGAAAGGGAGCGGUAGUGGAUUUCAUAAUCCAAGCGAUGUUUUCAACAUGUAUUUUGGGGGUGGCGGAGGGCGACGAAACCAACCAACCCGCGGAAAAGAUAUUGUACAUCGCCUGCAGGUUUCAUUAGAAGAUAUGUACAACGGCGCUACUAGAAGGCUGUCUCUGAAAAGAAAUGUAAUCUGUUGUGAUUGUAGCGGACGUGGUGGAAAAGAAGGUACAAUACAGACGUGCAAAUAUUGCCGGGGAACUGGGUUCAAAGUUCAAAUAAAACAAAUCGGUCCUGGAAUGGUGCAGCAAACACAGUCACAAUGCCGAGAUUGCAAUGGCGAGGGGGAGUUUAUUCAUGACAAAAAUCGCUGCAAAGAAUGCAAUGGGAAGAAAACAAUUAAACAAAACAAAAUUCUAGAAAUUCAUGUAGACAAAGGAAUGAAUGAAGGACAGAAAGUCACAUUCCACGGAGAAGCGGAUCAAGCACCAGACAUGGAACCAGGCGACGUUGUUAUUGUGAUAAUGCAAAAAGAACACGAUAUAUUCAGAAGACAAAAACAAGACCUCAUUUACAAAAUGGGUCUGACUUUAACGGAAGCACUUUGCGGUUUCAAAAAAGUCAUUCGUGCUUUGGAUGGUAGAGAAAUUGUGAUCUCGUCACCCCGUGGUGAAAUUAUCAAGCAUCUGGAUACCAAAUGUGUUAUGGAAGAAGGGAUGCCGGUUUAUCGGGACCCUUAUCAAAAAGGUAGACUCAUAAUCCAGUUUAGCGUUGAGUUUCCCCAAAGUGGCUGGGCUUCAGAGGCGGAUAUUAUAAAAUUAGAAAGUUUAUUGCCGGAAAGGGAGAUAGAACUUAUUACCCACGAGAUGGAAGAAGUGGUUUUAUCAGAAUUUGAUCCCAAUGCCAAGUUUCAUACAGCAAAAGAAGCGUAUGAAGAGGACGAGGAAGACGGAUGUCCACGCGGCGGAAAAACCAUGGAAUGCCAAACCCAAUAGAUGCCGUAGUUUAAAUGUUUUAUGAAAACAAAUAAAAGAUUGACUUUUUAUGUCAUCAAAGUAAGCAAACGAGCCUUGCUUCACUAAUACAAACUUCGGAAUUCAAUUUUUUCUAGUGGUUUGGAAUUGAUCAAACUGAUCAUAGAGUUGUGCUUUUUUAACGCAUUUUUAAACCUAUUCACUUCAUUUUUCGAAAAUGUAUAUAUAUAUAAUACAAUUUAUGAUCCUCAACAUUAUACAGUACUUUCAAUGUUUUGUGAAAAAUUGUCAUUUCUUCUAUUUUUUUUUAAAUUUAGAAUACACUAAAUUGGCCGGUUAUUCCGUCGGGAAUGGUAUCCCCCAUUAGCUAUGUUUAAAGUAGGCAAGUCUAUUAGAACAUGAGUAUAUAUCAGUCAAUCAUUUCAUGAUUUGCUGCGUUUAA
Styela clava is the source of this 1708-nucleotide messenger RNA. The record is from RefSeq and is a predicted model, not a curated record. Lineage: Eukaryota; Metazoa; Chordata; Ascidiacea; Stolidobranchia; Styelidae.